Candoia aspera is the source of this 2519-nucleotide messenger RNA. RefSeq names its product endothelin converting enzyme like 1 (gene ECEL1). Bases 123 to 2426 code for a protein of 767 amino acids. Gene Ontology annotation, biological process: protein processing. Lineage: Eukaryota; Metazoa; Chordata; Lepidosauria; Squamata; Candoiidae. Gene Ontology annotation, cellular component: plasma membrane. The record is from RefSeq and is a predicted model, not a curated record. The transcript is spliced from 17 exons. Gene Ontology annotation, molecular function: metalloendopeptidase activity.
CCAACCUGGUGGAGAACCCGCCGCCACCGACUUUGGCGCUUGGUUUGGGCGCCCCCUGCUGGACACGGCUGGAGCACGGCUGUCCAGUGACCUGGGGGCUCCCACCCGCCCCAGCUGCCAGCAUGGAGAAGACCUACUCGCUGACGGCCCACUACGAUGAAUUCCAGGAGGUGAAGUACGUGAGCAAAUACAGCAGCAGCGGGGCUCUGCCCAACGGCUUCAACUUGCAUCUGGGCUCCGCAGGGGCCAAGAAGCCUCGCUGCAGCUUGCCACGCUGGAGCCGGCGGGAGAUCUGCCUGCUCUCCGGCCUGGUCUUUGCAGCAGGCCUGUGUGCCAUCCUGGGGUGCAUCCUGGUGCUCAAGUAUUUGGCCCUGGAGCAGGAUGCCUACUGUUUGGAGGGCUGUCAGGAGCGGAAGGCCUUCACCAAGGCCUCCCGGUUCAUUGCCACCAACAUCGACCCGACGAUUGACCCCUGCAAGGACUUCUACUCCUUCGCCUGUGGCGGCUGGCUGCGCCGCCACGGCAUCCCUGAGGACAAGCUCAUCUACGGCACCAUUGCUGCCAUCGGCGAGCAGAACGAGGAGAAGCUGCAACGCCUGCUCCGGCAGCCGGUGCGGCGUCCCUACCGGGCCUCGGCCGAGCGCAAGGUCAAGGAGUUUUUUCGCUCCUGCCUGGACAUGGCGGAGAUUGACCGGCUGGGCGCCUGGCCCAUGCUGGAGGUCAUCGAGGACUGUGGGGGCUGGGACAUGGCCGCCCUCGGCAGGCCAGCCGAGUGGGACUUCAACGAGCUCUUCUACAAGACGCAGGGGGUCUACAGCACCACCGUCUUCUUCUCCUUGACGGUCAGCUUGGACAGCAAGAAUGCUUCCCGCUACGUCAUCCGGAUUGACCAGGAUGGGCUCACCUUGUCCGAGAGGACGCUCUACCUGGGCCAGGAUGACGAAAGCGAAAAGAUCUUGGCAGCUUACGGGGUCUUCAUGGAGCGCCUGUUAAACCUGCUGGGUGCUGAGCAUGUGGAACAGAAGGCCAAGGAGAUUUUGCAGCUGGAGCAGCGGCUGGCCAACAUUACUAUCUCUGAGUAUGACGACCUGCGGAGGGACAUCAACUCCAUGUACAAUAAAGUGACAUUGGGAGAACUGCAACACAUCACUCCCAAUCUGAAAUGGAAGCGUCUUCUGGAGAGAAUAUUCCAUCAGCAUUUUUCGGAAGACGAAGAGGUGAUCCUCCUGGCCACCGAUUACAUGCAGCAAGUCUCAGAGAUCAUCCGUACAACACCGAUCAGGAUCCUUCACAACUACAUGCUGUGGCGCAUUGCGGUGGUGCUGAGCGAACAUCUCUCCACCCCGUUCCGGGACGCCAUCCACGAGUUCGCCAAGGAGAUGGAGGGUGCUGAGAAACAGCUGGAGCUGGCCAAGACCUGCCUGAGCCAGGCCAACAAGCACUUUGGGACGGCCCUGGGGGCCCUUUUCGUCGAAGAAUACUUCUCCUCCAGCAGCAAGGUCAAGGUGCAGCGGUUAAUGGAAGAUAUCAAGCACAUCCUGGACCGGCGACUCGAAGAACUGGACUGGAUGGACGAAGAAACCCAGAGAGCGGCCCGAGCAAAGCUGAAGCACAUGAUGGUAAUGAUCGGAUAUCCGGACUUCCUGCUCAGCCCCGGAGCAGUUGACAAGGAAUAUGAGUUUGAAGUCCACGAGAAAACCUACUUUAAGAACAUCCUCAACAGUAUCAAGUUCAACAUCAAGCUGUCGGUGAAGAAAAUCCGUCAGGAAGUGGACAAGUCAGCGUGGCUGUUACCUCCUCAAGCACUGAAUGCAUAUUAUCUCCCUAACAAGAAUCAGAUGGUGUUCCCAGCUGGAAUUCUUCAGCCCACACUCUAUGAUCCUGAAUUCCCACAGUCCUUGAACUAUGGAGGUAUCGGUACAAUCAUUGGGCACGAGCUGACGCAUGGCUAUGAUGACUGGGGAGGGCAGUACGACCGGUAUGGUAACCUGAUGCACUGGUGGACUGAUGCCUCCUACAGCAAGUUCCGCAAGAAGGCGGAGUGCAUUGUGAACCUGUACGACAAUUUCACCGUCUACAACCAGAGGGUGAACGGGAAACACACGCUGGGGGAGAACAUUGCGGACAUGGGAGGACUUAAACUCGCCUACUAUGCGUAUCAGAAAUGGGUCCGGGAACAUGGCCCCGAAAACCCGCUGCUGUGGCUGAAAUACACCCAUGAGCAACUUUUUUUCAUUGCUUUUGCCCAGAACUGGUGCAUUAAACGGCGCUCCCAGUCCAUCUACCUACAGGUGCUGACCGACAAACACGCUCCCGAACAUUACAGGGUGCUGGGCAGCGUCUCCCAAUUUGAGGAGUUUGGACGGGUCUUCCACUGCCCUAAGGACUCCCCCAUGAACCCAACCCACAAGUGCUCCGUCUGGUGAAACGCCAACCUGCCCCGUCCCUGCCUGGAGCCAGCCCGUACCAAAGCGCCGGCUGGUAUCGCUCUUCUCUGUGCCACUGGCCGGGCAGAGGGA